CUCUGCUCUGCAGUAAAGCUGGGGGAAGGCCUGCCCCAAAAAACAGCCACGCGAGCCUGGCUGCUUGUACAACCAGAUGUCUGCCUUUUAGUCAUCGUUAUCCUCCAGGAAAGAUUAACUCCCAACUGCAAGGAGAACCGUCUUUGCUGCCCAGGCAGGCGGCACGGUGCUCACCCACAGCCACGGGGUGCUCGCGGGGCAGCAGCGCCGGAGCCUUCCGUGUUUGCUUUCCGGGCGUGGGUGCCAAGUGAGGAGGACUGGAAAGAUGAGUAAUGCCACCCGGGCCGUGCCCUCUCCCACGCCACCCAGCUCCCCAGGACCCAGCACGGUGACCAGGCUGGUCUCGGCCACCCCUUCCCCAGCCCUUGCCGUGCUGAUGACCACCCACAACGACUCCCAGGAUGGCCAGCAGCUUUUCCUGACCACCACGGCAGCACAGGUCAUCUCCGGCAUCUUCGUCUGGUCGGCGCUCAUCAUCACCUUCCACCAGAUCUACACGCACCUGAGGAACUACACUGUCCCCAAGGAGCAGCGCUACAUCAUCCGCAUCCUCUUCAUUGUGCCCAUCUAUGCCUUCGACUCCUGGCUCAGCCUCCUCCUCCUCGGCAGCCACCAGUACUAUGUCUACUUUGACUCAGUGCGUGACUGCUAUGAAGCUUUCGUGAUUUACAGCUUCCUAAGCCUGUGCUUUGAGUACCUCGGUGGGGAGAGCACCAUCAUGACGGAGAUCCGAGGGAAGCCCAUUGCGUCCAGCUGCUUCUAUGGGACCUGCUGCCUUCAGGGCAUGUCCUACUCCAUUGGGUUCCUGCGCUUCUGCAAGCAGGCCACGCUGCAGUUCUGCAUCGUGAAACCACUCAUGGCCAUCGUCACCAUCAUCCUGCAGGCGUUCGGGAAGUACCACGACGGGGACUUCAAUGUCCGAAGCGGCUACCUCUACAUCACCAUCAUCUACAACUUCUCCGUCAGCCUGGCACUUUACGCCCUCUUCCUCUUCUACUUUGCCACCAUGGACCUGCUGCGCCCGUUUGAGCCAGUCCUCAAGUUCAUCACCAUCAAGGCCGUCAUCUUCCUCUCCUUCUGGCAAGGGACACUGCUGGCAAUCCUGGAGAAAUGCGGGGUGAUCCCCGAAGUUCAGAUCAUAGACGGGAAGGAGGUGGGAGCUGGGACAGUGGCUGCUGGCUACCAGAACUUCAUCAUCUGCAUUGAGAUGCUCUUUGCUUCCAUUGCCCUGCGCUACGCGUUUACCUGCCAGGUGUACAGGGAGAAGAAAGAAAACACAACAGCAAACCUUGCCCCGAUGCAGAGCAUCUCGAGCGGGCUGAAGGAGACCAUGAGCCCCCAGGACAUCGUGCAGGAUGCCAUCCACAACUUCUCGCCCACGUACCAGCAGUACACCCAGCAGUCCAUGCAGGAGACAGAGCACAAAGUGCCGGGCCAGAACGGGCACGUGGCCUCCAAGGCAGAGGGAGUGAGCAGCAGAAAGAGCAAAAACAUUGAGAAGAGGGUGCUGAUCCUGUCAGACGAGGAGCUGUAGAAGUCAGAAGGGACAGUGACACUGGAGAGGCUUAAACCCAUGGAAUAGGGGACUGUCUGGAGGCUGAGACAACCUGGUCUUAUCGGAGUGCUGAGAGGAGGAGAGGGAAGCCAGGAACUCUACUCAAAGGGCAGUCCCUUGAAGGGAAGAUGCAAUAACCCAGGGAAAGGUUAAAUCAAACAGGGCCAGCUCCUGCUGUCCCAUCUCUGCUGGUGUUAGGGACCAGGCUCUUUGCUCUGUGGCCGAGCAGCCACGUGCUGAGCUCAGUGCUUUGCUGUCAGGGUUUGGGUGCCAGCCCCGUGCCCAUACCCUGGCUGGGGUCCCCAGCAAGCCAGGCACCCCGCCUGUGCCAUCAGACAGACUGGCCGCCCUCACCCUCCUCCUACCUGCAAGCAGCACCCAGGCCUGAGAGAAAUGCUUUUCUCAGCACGGUUCUGCUCUAGUUUCGCCUGAUUUGGGUAAAAAAUGAUCUCAAGGGCCCUGCAGAGAAAAGCAGAGCAGGAAGGUGACUUCACUUCACCUCAAAACCCGGUAAUGUUUGAAAGACAUCAUGCCUUAUUUUUACAUGUUUUCCUCUCUUCUUCCCCCCAAAAAGCCUAUGGAGUCACGCAGGAGACCUUUACAGGGGAGGAAAAGUAACUCAUCCCUCCAGAUGGGGAUGCAGCUGCCUGAGCAAGUCCCCUGGGAGCAGCAGCAGGACCUCAGUCGGACUUCACCACGAGGUCUCGCAGCUGCGUUUCUGAGAGCUGCUGGUGACAGAGGCACUUGUUUAUGUCUAAACCGACUUAUCGCUGAGCGGAUCAGAAGUUAAAAGGGAUUCCAGCUUCCUUAUCAGAGGCAUUAUUAGGGAACCAGACUGUGACUGGUGGUGGUAGGAAUGCACUGACCGGGAACUGUCUGUUCCUCCUAACCCCUCUAUUCCACAUCCCUACCCCUGCUUGCAGGAAACAGUGCUGCGGCCAGGCUGGGACAGACACUGGAUGCUGGGGGACCUGGGGAGCUCAGCAGGGCGAGGGCUGUGUGAGCCAUUUCCCAGAUCUGACAAACUCAUUUCACCCUUGCCAAGCUGCAGAAAGGCACACGUGCCUGAGCCCAGACAGGGUGGUAUUGGCAGGGAUGCACUCAGGGCAGGAGUGCUCACAGGGAGGGUUUUCUCUGUAUCCAUGAUGGAGAGUGUGCCUCCUGUUAAACUUCCUCUCUGAUUUUAUUUUUUUUCAAUUUCUAUUCCCUUGCUGUUCAUCAGACAGUCCCUGGGAACUUAUUUGGGCUGUUAUUUGGGGUGGGAGCUGCGUAGUGGAAGGACAGGGGCAAGUCUGGAGCCUUCAAUUUGCAUGGCAAACAAACCUCUGGGUAAGGCUUAGAGCCAUUUUAGAGCUCCUAGUGUUUUGUUUUCCACCUGCUCCUAAGCU
Messenger RNA from Oxyura jamaicensis (ruddy duck), 2943 nucleotides. RefSeq names its product transmembrane protein 184A (gene TMEM184A). The coding region runs from base 266 to 1534 and encodes 422 amino acids. Gene Ontology annotation, molecular function: transporter activity. Gene Ontology annotation, cellular component: early endosome membrane. The record is from RefSeq and is a predicted model, not a curated record. Gene Ontology annotation, biological process: transport. The transcript is spliced from 9 exons. NCBI's taxonomy places the organism in Eukaryota, Metazoa, Chordata, Aves, Anseriformes, Anatidae.